Messenger RNA from Myotis daubentonii (Daubenton's bat), 2175 nucleotides. It is a transcript of the gene CSDC2, whose product is annotated as cold shock domain containing C2. Gene Ontology annotation, biological process: regulation of mRNA stability. NCBI's taxonomy places the organism in Eukaryota, Metazoa, Chordata, Mammalia, Chiroptera, Vespertilionidae. Gene Ontology annotation, cellular component: cytoplasm. The record is from RefSeq and is a predicted model, not a curated record. Gene Ontology annotation, molecular function: mRNA 3'-UTR binding.
CCUCCAGGCCCUCCUGCCGGCCCCACCAUGACCUCGGAGCCCCCGUCGCCCCCGGUCGUGCCCCCCCUCCACUCCCCCAAGUCCCCAGUCUGGCCCACCUUCCCCUUCCAACGGGAGGGCAGCAGGGUCUGGGAGCGGGGCGGCGUCUCGGCUCGGGACCUGCCCAGUCCCCUGCCCACCAAGCGGACCAGGACGUAUUCGGCGACAGCCCGCGCCUCGGCGGGCCCCGUGUUCAAGGGCGUCUGCAAGCAGUUCUCACGCUCACAAGGCCACGGCUUCAUCACCCCCGAGAACGGGUCAGAGGACAUCUUCGUGCACGUGUCCGACAUCGAGGGGGACUACGUCCCCGUGGAGGGUGACGAGGUGACCUACAAGAUGUGCCCCAUCCCACCCAAGAACCAGAAGUUCCAGGCCGUGGAGGUGGUGCUCACCCAGUUGGCCCCACACACUCCCCACGAGACGUGGUCCGGGCAGGUCGUGGGCUCCUAGGCUGGGCGGGGAGCCCCCCAGGAUGGACAGGUGGGCAGGCUCCAUGCCCCACGGCACAGGCUGACCCGGCCCCCCAGGCGGCCUCAGUGUGCACGUCUGUCUGUCUGUCUGUCUUGCACGUGUGCUUCCAUCCAGCCCCGUGACCUGUGACUGUUGUAUGAGCUGGACCGAGGGGGAGGCCACCGCCCUGCCCUCUCUGCUUGUCCACUCUCUCCUUCCUCCCCUCCCUGCCACGUUGGCACAGGCCCUCUCGCCCCUGCCCACCUGUCCUGUGUCCACUGAACCUCCAGAGCCUGCCUCAGGCCUGGGGCUGGGCGUCAGGGGCACCCCGGGCCCUGCCGGGACGAGUUUCUCCCCAGCCUGGGCCUCUGGCCCUGGCCCGGCCGGACUCUGCUUGUUACUCAACCCACCCCUGCGCCCAGGGCUCCAUGGGUGGCCGGGACCCGCCCUCAGAAGCCAGGCCAGCGAGCACUUUGGGGCUCCAGCCUCUGGCAGGGAAAGGGGCAAAGGGCCGGCCAGCCAGCCCUCUCCCGCUCUCAGCACACACUGGAGGGAGGAAAGGGCCUGCGGGCAGAGGCAGUUUGGGGCUCCUUUUGCGGGCCAACCCCUCCUCCUCAGCCUGGCAGUGGCUCUGGGAACCCCAAACCGAGGUCCCAUCUUCUCCCCUGGCCACGCGGAGUCUUCUGCCUCCAUUUCCCCAGGAGGUGCGGGACUGCGGAGGGGGACGUCCCCCCCAGUUUGGAUUAGGCCUCCCCUCUCCCUGACUCACGAGCCCCACUGAUUCUCUGCCCGUGCUCAGCACAGUGGCUGCUGGGGACCCAGCGAUGGAUGGACACAUCCCCUCAGGCAGGGCCAGGCGGGGCCCCACAGGAAUGGCCUCAGCCUGGGAGCCCACCAGCCCUGCAGCCCCCUUGCUGGACCCUCUUCCCAAAGCCGAGACGUGGCUCCCACCGGCCUCCGAGCCAGUGGCUGAGUUGUGGUUCCUGUGUUGUCCGUCCCUUAAGGUGUGUGCGUGUGUUGUGUGCAUGUGUGUUGUGUGCAUUCACUCUUGGGUGGGGGGUUGGCCUGGCCGGGAGGCCAGGAAGGAGGGCUUCCCUCCGCCCCUGCCCCCCCCUCCCAGGGCACAUCGUCUGGUGGGGACGGAAAUGGGGCUAAAGGGAGGGCCUGCCAGGACAGUGACCCUUAGGGGAGCCAGUCUGUGUGUAAACGGCUGAUGCCCAACAGGAGGGCUCAGUGACCGUCUAGGAUCCUCAGCCCUGAAGAUGCCCCAGGGCUCCAGGGUAGAGCCCGGCUGGGAUCCCAUUCCUGCCCCCAGUCCUUACGCAGCUGGAAGCCCAGAGCUGCUGAGAUGUGCUGGCAGCCCCCCCACUGAGAACGGCCCAGCCCCACACCCUCUGAGCAGGGGCUGCUCUGCAAGGCCUGGGGCCUCUCCUUGGGGAACAAGGACUCCCUGGCCUCCUGGGUAGGUUUAUUGAUGCAGGUUAACCCCUAGGAGCCCCCCAAGGUCCCCUCUCCUGUGAGCAGACCCCCCCUUUCCAGGCACUGGCGAGGGGGAUGUGGGUAUCAGCUCCGGGGCCACCUGGGGUGGCAGAGGGUCAGUGGCAUUCUGUCCCUCACACCCCUCCGAGGCCCCACCCCCGGGCUCCCCGUCCUCCCAACACUGGCAAUAAACCCUCAACUGUGACU